This is a messenger RNA of Belonocnema kinseyi, 1655 nucleotides long. It is a transcript of the gene GlcAT-P, whose product is annotated as galactosylgalactosylxylosylprotein 3-beta-glucuronosyltransferase P-like. The record is from RefSeq and is a predicted model, not a curated record. Gene Ontology annotation, biological process: chondroitin sulfate proteoglycan biosynthetic process; carbohydrate metabolic process. The coding region runs from base 1 to 1008 and encodes 335 amino acids. Gene Ontology annotation, cellular component: Golgi membrane. Gene Ontology annotation, molecular function: galactosylgalactosylxylosylprotein 3-beta-glucuronosyltransferase activity. Lineage: Eukaryota; Metazoa; Arthropoda; Insecta; Hymenoptera; Cynipidae. The transcript has 4 exons.
AUGAACAACUUAAUAAGCUACGAAACCCUUUUUGUUCGUGUAGCAGUGUAUUCGGUGCAAAAAUCCUACGGGCUCAGUCCAGACAUCACGAAACAAAUAGUGCAGGAACUUCUAAGUCAGUUACCAAUAAAUAAAAGUGGCCUCGCAUCUCAUCAGGAAGUGGUGUCGAAUAAUAUCGAUCAUGCCAUGCAAACAGCGAUAUCGACAACACCAAAGACAUUACCGCCAUGUCAAUCAUCGUCUAGGCAAUUAAACGAAAUAGUGGAUCCUCUUUACAUUAUAACACCCACAUACAGGCGACCAGAACAAAUCGCCGAACUGACAAGAAUGUCCCACACUUUGAUGUUAGUCAAGAAUGUUAAUUGGUUGGUUAUCGAGGAUGCAAAAGUUGCCACCAAGCACGUCACUAAACUUCUAGAGAAAACUGGUCUCAAGUUUGUUCACUUAGUUGCACCAAUGCCUGAAAAGUACAAGCUGAAGAAAGGAGCAAAGCCGAGAGGGGUUUCUAAUCGAAAUCGAGGCUUACAAUGGGUGCGUGCAAACGCAACGAAAGGAGUUCUCUAUUUUGCUGAUGACGACAAUACAUACGAUAUUGCUCUUUUCGACGAGAUAAGACAAACAAAACAAGUAUCCAUGUUUCCGGUCGGUCUCUGCACUAAAUACGGAUUAAGUUCCCCGGUCAUAAAAAAUGGAAAAUUUUCUGGCUUUUACGACGGCUGGGUAGCAGGACGAAAAUUCCCCGUGGACAUGGCCGGAUUUGCAGUAAAUGUGGAAUUCCUCCUGAAGAGGCCAAAUGCCUCGAUGCCCUACAGAGCUGGGUUUGAAGAAGACGGAUUUUUAAAAAGUCUCGCGCCCUUCGAACCCAGAGAAAUCGAGCUUUUGGCCGAUAAUUGCACAAAAAUACUCGCAUGGCACACACAAACUAAGAAAAACGAGCCUAGCGCCCCUCUCAACAUGACACUUUACAGUUCUACAAAUCUCGUUAAAUUGAAGCAACUAAUCGUAUGAUAUCCAAAAUUAGUUGCGAGGAAAAACAAUCAAGAAUUCGAUUCUCUACUCAGAAAACGAAGAUUCGAUCGACGGUCCUCUAGACAUGAUAAAAAGCGUCGAUUUGGACGAGAUUGUGGCGAAAUAUGUGAUGCAGUGCCUGAAAAUACUUCUUCCCUGAAACAAGAAGAGAAUGUGGGGCGAUUAUAAAUAAGAAAUUUGCAAUGUACGUUAUUCUGGCGUGCUGGCCUUGACCUCUUCAGUGAUGAUUGUUCGAUUGCAGGGACGUACGUGCCAGGAAGAAAGAAUUACUUCCUUCGAAGUAAUGUAUAUUCAUCGUUUCUUAACGUAUGAUAAAAUCAUGUAAUGAUAAGGAAUAAGUGGUCUCUUUGUCUUAUAAUAAGACUCAAACUGCACGCUCUUGCUUUGGUAAUUUUGUUCUCUAAUCGAAGACUGCUAGGUACUAUUAGCGACGAGAACAGAGAUUUCAAUCUAGCUCUAUAAUUUUCUCAAGGAGAGAAACCAAAUCCGCUGAUGUGAAGUUUCCUCACUCAUCGUCUUUUUAAAAGCGUUGUUUCCAUUUUUAGAUAAUUUUAUGCACUUUAAAGGCAUGUGACACAGCUAAAUACCUAUAUUACCGACCUCACUUUUUCAGUUCACUGAAUGUU